AUGGUUUUCACAUCACCAGCAUGGGUUCCCAAGCUGCCAAUUGACCCGCCCGACUCGAUCACAAUUGACGAGUUUAUGAACACGGAGAAAUAUGGCCGCUACGCCGGCGCAAAGUCCAGAAAUCCCUACACCUGCGGCCUCACCGGCAAGACGUACACUGUCCCCGAGGUCAGGCAAAGGGUCGACCACCUGUCGCGCGCCAUCGGCAAAAAGCUCGACUUUACGCCCAACGAGGGCACAGAGUGGGACAAGGUCGUGGCUCUCUUCUCCCUCAACACGAUCGACUACGUCCCCCUGACCCACGCCGUCCACCGCCUGGGUGGCGCCGUGACGCCCGCGAGCGCCGCCUACUCGGCACCCGAGCUCGAGCACCAGCUGCGCUCCUCCGGUGCCCAGGCCCUCUUCACCUGCGAGCCCCUGCUCGAGACGGCGCUCAAGGCCGCCAAGGCCGCCGGCAUCCCCAACGAGCGCAUCUUCAUCCUGGCCACGCCGGGCAGCACCGCCAGGCUGCCCUUUGCCACGCUCGACGAGCUCGUCGAGGAGGGCAAGAAGCUACCCGCCGUCGAGCCUCUCCGAUGGACCAAGGGGCAGGGCGCCCGCCAGGUUGCCUACCUGUGCUACUCCAGCGGCACGUCUGGCCUGCCGAAAGCCGUCAUGAUCUCGCACUUCAACGUCAUUGCCAAUAUUCUGCAGUACACAACCUAUGACUCUGUCGCUCGGAAAAAGCUCAACAUUGAGACCCAGGUCGACCUGGGCCUGCUGCCGUUCAGCCACAUUUACGGCCUCAUCAUCAUCACCCACAGUAAUUCCUACCGCGGCGACGAGGUCAUCGUGCUCCCCAAGUUUGACAUCAAGACGUUCCUCAGCGCCGUGCAGCAGUACAAGAUUGCCCAGCUCUACGUAGUGCCCCCGAUCGUGAUCCAGAUCAUCCGCAACCAGCAGCUGUGCAGCCAGUACGACCUCAGCUCGGUGCGGUACCUGUACGCGGGCGCCGCGCCGCUGGGGUCGGAGACGAUCGACGAGGUGACGAAGCAGUACCCGGCGUGGCACGUCGGGCAGGCGUACGGCAUGACGGAGACGUGCACCGCCGUCAGCACGACGAGCGAGCACGACAUAGACCAGGGCUCGUCGGGCUCGCUGGUGCCGGCGUGCCGGGCCAAGAUUGUCGACCCGACGACGGGGCGCGAGAUCACGGCGUACGACACGCCCGGCGAGCUGCUCGUGCAGGCGCCGUCGGUGGUGCUGGGCUACCUCAACAACGAAAAGGCGACGGCCGAGACGUUUGUCUGGCUCGACGACGGCCGCUGGAUCCGCACGGGCGACGAGGUGCUCGUGCGCCGCGCCGCCUCGGGCAACGAGCACCUCGUCAUCGUCGACCGCAUCAAGGAGCUCAUCAAGGUCAAGGGCCACCAGGUCGCCCCCGCCGAGCUCGAGGCCCACCUGCUCGCCCACGAGUUCGUCUCCGACUGCGCCGUCAUCCAGGUCCCCGACGACCGCGCCGGCGAGGUGCCCAAGGCCUACGUCGUCAAGACGAAGCGGGCCGACGGCCGCUCGGACGAGGACGUCGCGCGCGCCAUCGCCAAGCAUGUCGAGGACCACAAGGCCCGGCACAAGUGGCUCAAGGGCGGCGUCGAGUUUAUCGACAUCAUCCCCAAGAGCCCGAGCGGCAAGAUCCUGCGGAGGCUGCUGCGGGACAAGGAAAAGGCGGACAGGAAGGCCCAGGGCGCCAAGCUGUAA
Molecule: messenger RNA, 1737 nt
Organism: Verticillium dahliae VdLs.17
Lineage: Eukaryota; Fungi; Ascomycota; Sordariomycetes; Glomerellales; Plectosphaerellaceae
Product: luciferin 4-monooxygenase
Exons: 4
Coding region: 1-1737 (578 amino acids)
Molecular function (GO): CoA-ligase activity
Source: RefSeq, a predicted model, not a curated record